This is a messenger RNA of Heterobasidion irregulare TC 32-1, 1509 nucleotides long. RefSeq lists its product as uncharacterized. Gene Ontology annotation, biological process: lipid metabolic process. The record is from RefSeq and is a predicted model, not a curated record. NCBI's taxonomy places the organism in Eukaryota, Fungi, Basidiomycota, Agaricomycetes, Russulales, Bondarzewiaceae. The transcript is spliced from 3 exons. Bases 59 to 1408 code for a protein of 449 amino acids.
CUGGAGUCCCCCCUCGACUCUUCGCUUCUUCUGAUAUCGCGUCUUCGCUCCUUAAGUGAUGGGACUCGCCGACAUCACAACCUCUCUCCAUAUCACGGGGCUUGGCGCUUUCAGUACGGGAAAUCUAUCCUUCUCGGAGAAGAUGCCUCAAGGAUGGUCCUUGGUCCAGGCGAUACUACCCACUACCACAACACGAGUGCCGUUCACCUCUGAAGCCCUCAAGGAAGUUAUACCUAUUCUGCUUAUUCUAUACAGUUUGGCAGUACUCGUCCAACUUCCCAAUACGAAGACCGCUCGUCUGAGCUUACUUCCCAUCAUCGUCUCCUUGAGCUAUAGAGUCAUUACUAAGUACGACACGGCAGCACCUUUCGAUGAUCCUGGAUACACUUACCACAAUCUCGCAUUUGGUUGUUUUACUAUCUUUCUCUGCUUGCGUGCCAUCGAUUUUGGAACUGCGGAUAAGCCAUGGCAGCGUACCAUUUGGUCGUGGCGCCCCAAAGCCGCUCCUGAUGACUUCGUAACCCGGUUAAAAUACGCCAUGCUUGAUGCCUUCGAUUUAACAAUGAACAAUCGUGGCAUAGGUUGGAGCUGGGGCAAAGGUAUCUACGAUCCUCCUCAGUCCGCGAAACACAGCGCGCCGAGGACAGCAUUGGCAUCAUUCCCAUUCUUCAUUUCCUUCGUCAAAGCCAUGGUCCUUUUUGAUUUUACGCUACUCGCGCAGCAGAGUUGGACAUUACACCCAUCGGCGUACCCGACACACCCCAUAGGUGGAACUAUUUUUGACCCAACUCUUCCGCCGCAUCUCCGGAUCGGGAAAGUGAUCCUCAUGACCUUUCUCUGUGCGCUCGGGCUGUGUACGUCGUUUCAGAUGUCAUAUUACGGACUGGCAUUCGCGAUGAUCGCAUUGGGUGGUCAACAGCCAGAGCAGUGGCCACCAAUGUUUGACGAACCAUGGCGCGCUACAAGUCUUGCAGAUUUCUGGGGAAAAAGAUGGCAUCAAAUGUUCAAACGUGCUUUCGUAGUCGCAGGCGGAAAGCCGUUUGGCAGGUAUUUUGGCCGUCCUGGCGGCGUCAUUGGAUCGUUCCUUGUUUCGGGGCUCAUGCAUGACUUCGGUGUAUGGGGGCUUGGACUCGGCAUGGAUCUGUCAGGAGUGACGUUGUUCUUCGUCAUGAUGGGCAUCGGAUGCGUCUUGGAGGGUAUUUGGGAGCAGAAGGCGCUGAAGGGAAAGAAGGUUCAGGGGCCGCUUGGAUGGGUAUGGGCGAUGAUUUGGAUGUUUGCGUGGGGGAGCCUGAUUGUGGAUGCUUGGGCACGGAGAGGACUGAUCGAGAGUAAAAUGUUACCGGAUGGUGCGAGACCGGCGGUGUGGUGGGCUCAGGUGACGCAGAAGUGGCUUGCAUCGCACGCUUAACUGACUGGAUGAUCCUGUGUAGACUCAGCAUGAGCUCCGUGUAUCUAUUUCGGGAAACUUGCUCCGUUGUUACUGUCAACUCACCGCCUGCUGCCCUCGUC